UUAUGGUGUUUUCCAGUAACUUUGUGCCGCCUGAAUCUUCACCCACAGGGCUUCCUGCUCUUCAUUAGAACAGGAAGUGCUCUUGUGCAAACCUCAGCUUGUGGUUGAGAUUGUGUAAACCUUUCAUAAGCUGAACGUCAAACCCGUUAGCUCAGUCCAGACAUCAAUCAACCUCCUCCAACUCCAGACAGCGAGUCCAGGUUGGUUCAAGAAACAUCUGCUGGCUGCUUCGCUCCCGUAAAUAGAAUUACCUGUGCCCACCGGAUGUUGGCAUUUUCAUCUGAAAGCAAAUUUAAGCAACACAGACCUCUGGAGUAUACACCGACCCAAAAGACUCACCAGAAACUCUGAAACUAUUUCUGAGAUGUACCUACUGACCCUGCUGACCUUGGCAGUGUUGCCAUUCGUGGUACAUGGAGGGAAAGUUUUGGUCUUCCCUUGGGAUGGAAGUCACUGGAUCAACAUGAACAUCAUCGUAGAAGAGCUUCACGCCAGAGGCCAUGAGGUCACCGUUUUGCGACCAUCAACUGCCUGGUACAUCAAGCCAGACUCUCCUCACUAUAAAUCCAUUACCAUUAACACUUCUGGAGGUUAUGAGAAGGAAAACUUUCAGCUAUAUAUAACAAGAACUCUAAACAUGAGGCGCCAAGGUGCUUCCUUCUGGACUCGGAUAUCUCUAGAGUAUGAUGUCAUGAUAAUGUUUUACGAGCUGCAUAAGCAAGGACUUCAGAUGGUUGAAGAUGUUUUUGAAAAUAACCAACUUAUGCAGAGUCUCCGUGAUGCCAAAUAUGACCUGGUUCUAACUGACCCUGCAACUGGUGGAGGUGUUCUUCUGGGUCACCGUUUGGGUCUCCCUCUUGUUUUUAACGUCAGAUGGACAAUUCAGGGUGAAGGGCAUUACGCAAUUGCACCUUCCCCACUGUCUUAUAUCCCGGUACCUUGGUCAGAACUACCUGAUAGAAUGACAUUCAUCCAAAGGGUCCAAAAUGUAUUCUAUUAUUUCUUAACACGCCUCUACAGUUGGUACGUCGCAGAUUCAAACUACAAACCCUUUGUCCAUCAUCACUUUGGCAAAGAUGUACAUUACAUGGAGCUGUUUCAAUCAGCCGACAUCUGGCUGAUGAGAAACGACUUCACCUUUGAGUUUCCACGACCAACAAUGCCAAACGUCAUCUACAUGUCAGGAUUCCAGUGCAAACCCUCCAAACCUCUCCCCAAACAACUGGAGGAGUUUGUACAGAGUUCUGGAGAACAUGGUGUCAUUGUGAUGACAUUGGGGACAUUGGUAGAAAAUCUCCCUGAGGACAUGGCUGAGGACAUUGCUGCUGCUUUUGCUGAGCUUCCCCAGAAGGUGAUCUGGAGGCACAAAGGAAAGAAACCAUCCACCCUUGGCAACAAUACCCUAAUCUUGGACUGGUUACCCCAAAAUGACCUCCUUGGCCAUCCCAAAACCAAAGUGUUUGUGGCUCAUGGAGGCACCAAUGGAUUGCAAGAGGCCAUCUAUCAUGGCGUUCCCUUGGUUGGCUUGCCCCUCAUGUUUGAUCAGGCAGACAACUUCUUCAAGAUGGCAUCAAGAGGGGUGGCCAAAGUCCUGGACAUUGCAGAACUAAAUAAAGAUGUCUUCUUGGAGGCUCUGAAGGAGGUUCUCUAUGAGCCUUCAUACAGAGAGAAGAUGAAGGAGCUGUCCAGCCUCCACAGGGAUCAGCCCAUGAAACCUCUGGAUCGAGCCAUGUUCUGGAUCGAGUUUGUCAUGAGGCAUAAAGGAGCGGCCCAUCUGAGGACUGAGUCCUACAAGAUGUCCAUGAUCCAGUACCACUCUGUUGAUGUUUUGGCAUUUCUGUUGGCAAUUAUUCUGCUGCUCUUAACUGUUUUUAUUUCUGUAGUCAAAUUUCUCUGGAAGAGAGUGUUUUAUAGCAGUAAAGCUAAAAAAGAAUAAUGAAAAUGUUUUCAAACUGAAGCAAAUGUAUUUCAUACAGUGCAGUUGGUUACCAUGCAUGUUAGAUUUCAGUGUCUUGAAGUACAAAAUUUCCAGUAAUAUAUUUAUCAACUUACUAAUGAGAUUAAGAAACGUCAAAAAAUUAUGCCACGUAUUUCCUCAGUCUUUUUGUCACAUGCCAUCUUGUUAAGUACAUCUACAACUGUAUAUAAUUGAAAAAUUUGGUGAGCUCCAUCUUUUUGAAUAGGGAAAAUUUUUAUUUCUGAAUGUUGUUGAAGGUGUUUUGCCUGUUUAUGAUUAUUCUAAACCACUGAUUUAAAUAUGUGAAAAUGAGAAAUGAUUUUUCACUGUAAGUCAAUGAAACAAAUGGAUAAACAUUCUGAUAUGUUUAUCCAUAUAAAGAUAUGAAUAAACUGUUGCUGUUGCAUUAAAGUUACAUUUCUAUUGUAGAAAACACAGUGUCGACUGACUGCUUAAACGCGUGAAUUUCCAGAAUAUCUGGAAGCCACAAAAUCUGAAAUCUUUUCUAAACACACAUUUUCGACUUUUGAAACUCAUAAAGUUUCAAAAGUCUUUAUGAGUUUUUUUCUAGCUAAUUUCUUAUAUUUUGAGUUUUUUGGCAGAAAUAUGCUUCUUUUUUCCUUUCUACAAUGGCACUGAUACGCCAUCGUACGUUUCUUCUUUCUAAUAAUCCAAACUUUAAUUCCACCUUUAAGCUCAUUGGAAGUAAAGCAGAAGAGCUGCUCAUGGUUUUGGUUGUAUUUGUUUAGUUUUUUUGCUACAACUCAGCCCAUCAAUAAAAUCUACACACUAAA
Messenger RNA from Xiphophorus hellerii (green swordtail), 2751 nucleotides. RefSeq names its product UDP-glucuronosyltransferase 2A2-like. The transcript is spliced from 3 exons. Gene Ontology annotation, molecular function: UDP-glycosyltransferase activity. The coding region runs from base 365 to 1936 and encodes 523 amino acids. NCBI's taxonomy places the organism in Eukaryota, Metazoa, Chordata, Actinopteri, Cyprinodontiformes, Poeciliidae. The record is from RefSeq and is a predicted model, not a curated record.